GUAAGCUACGUUGCACAGAGAGGUGAAACAUUUACUAACUUUUAUGCCAGGCGUCGGCACAUUUACCGAUCUCCGUAAUACUAACCUUGAUAGUCUUCAACAAUUGCUUCAAGGCACCUAUGAUGAUUUACUCACUGGAGUUGACGCCAAUUCGGGAUUUUUGAAUGAGACGGAAAAGGAACAGGAUAGGGGCAACUUUAACAAGAUAAAGAUGUAUUAUGAUGCAUGUAUGGACGAGGUCACCGUUGACCAUCUUGGACCCACGCCCAUAUUUCCUGACAUCGCCCAAGUACUCAAAAGUCUAGGAUAUUCUCCAGGUAUGGAUGAUGGUCGAUUUAGUCUUGAAAAUGCGCAUGCCUUGACGGAUGCCUUGAUCGAAUUAAACUCGCAGGGUGUUGGCAACCUGGUAUCAUUCGACGUAGGCAUAGACGACAAAAAUCCCGAAAAGUAUGCCAUCUUCUUAAACCAACCAAGCUUAAGUUUGCCUUCUCGAGAAUAUUACAAACAGCCAAAUCUCAUCGCCCAGUACCGUAACGGCUUGAUCUCUGUGGUUACUGCCAUUCUUGGUGAUGUCACAGGCGACUCGAGUAGAUUGCGUAUUGAAAAACUCACUGAAAACAAGUUACCUGUACUUGGCGCCAUGGAUAUAGAAGCUAUGGUGGACAGAUUUAUUGAGUUUGAAACACAGCUUGCUAGUAUAUCACUUCCCAUCGACGAGUUACAAGAUCCUUUGGCAGUCUAUAAUCCAAUGACGAUUGGUGAGUUACAUCAAAAAUAUCCGAUUGCAGACUGGUUCCGAACUCUUCGUCAUUUUGUGCCUAAUGACGCCUCUUUGCCUGAUAACGUGAUCGUGACCUCUCCCGGUUACUUGAAGGAAUUAACAGAUUGGUUGGUUAACAGCCAGACACGUCCCGAUGGUACGUCCACUCAAGCCAUCCGCGAAUACUUUAUCAUCAGAAUCAUCUUGUCCAAUAUUCACAGCAUCGACAAGAAGACAAGAGACCUCCAUCGGGAAACGAUCGGCAAACUUGUCAAUGGCGCUAUUGAAGCUCCUCCCCGAAGUCGAGAAUGUGUAGCAAGCACAAGUGGUGCCUUUGGUCAACUGUUGGGUCGAUACUUUGUCAUGAAGUCAUUUGGUGGUGAGCCACAACGACAGCAGGUUUCUGCAUUUAUUGAGAACCUUUUGUCGGCUUGGUCCGGAAGAUUGAAACAGAGUGAUUGGUUGGACAUUGAAACACGUACGCGUGCAUUAGAAAAGGUCAAAAAACUUACACAUCAAGAAGCAUACAGUAUUAUCAGUCCUGAUGAUCGAUCGCCUAGUUCUCUUCAAAAUUACUACUCGGGUAUAGAGGUCAAAGAAAAGGAUUACUAUGGAAAUCAAAAAUCUGUAAUGAUGUCCGAAUUCAAAAAAGAGUGGAGUAGGAUAGAAGAAAAAGUAAACAAGGAUGAUUGGUUCAUGACACCCCAUGAAGUGAAUGCCUAUUAUUCUCCCAACUUUAACAAGAUUGUUAUUCCUGCAGGAAUCUUACAGGCUCCAUUCUAUCAUACAGAUCUACCUUCCUAUAUCAACUAUGGUGGUAUUGGUGCAGUCAUUGGUCAUGAAAUCACUCAUGCUUUUGAUAACGCAGGUCGACUUUAUGAUGGAGAUGGCCGCUUAAAUACUUGGUGGACAGAUGCAACCACAUCUGCAUUUGAAAGCAGAUCUCAAUGCUUUAUCAACCAGUAUAAUCAAUUCUCUAUUCAGGGUCCUGAUAAAACCAACUACUCUGUCAACGGAAAGAUGACACUUGGUGAAAACCUUGCAGAUAACGGUGGCCUUCAUGCCGCCUACACAGCCAUGAAAAAGACGCUUACAGAGGACAGCCCGGUUUUCUUGCCUGGUCUUGAAACAUAUACUCCAGAACAGCUAUUUUUCAUCAACUUUGGUAGAAUAUGGUGUAACAACAUGCGUCCUGAACUGUCUGUUCAACGUGUUCGUACCGAUGUACAUUCGCCUUCUAGUGUUCGUGUCAAUGGUGCUGUUCAAAAUAGUGCUGAAUUUGCUCAAGCAUUUCAGUGUCCUCAGAAGCCGAUGAAUCCUUCCAACAAAUGCCAAAUCUGGUAAAGCUGUCUUCUCUAUCAUUGAAUAAAAAAGGACCACAUAG
Rhizopus microsporus ATCC 52813 is the source of this 2144-nucleotide messenger RNA. Its product is annotated as zincin. Gene Ontology annotation, cellular component: plasma membrane. Gene Ontology annotation, molecular function: metalloendopeptidase activity. NCBI's taxonomy places the organism in Eukaryota, Fungi, Mucoromycota, Mucoromycetes, Mucorales, Rhizopodaceae. Gene Ontology annotation, biological process: protein processing. The record is from RefSeq and is a predicted model, not a curated record. The coding region runs from base 44 to 2104 and encodes 686 amino acids. The transcript has 5 exons.